AUGAAUACAUCGAUGCAUACAAAAACAAAUACAGAUAUAGAUAUAAUAAGAGAGAAUUGUGUGAAGCGUAAUUACCAAGAAAAAGAAAACAAUUGUGUUUUGCUUAUCACCGGCUCUCUUAAUCCAAUACAUCGUUCACAUAUAAAAACUCUUCAACUUGUUCGAGAGUAUCUUGAACGUCAUAAAUCGAAACCAUUGAAUGUUCUUGCUGCAUAUUUAUCACCUACACAUGAUUCGUAUGUUCGCAAUAAACUGGGUCAGUUCGAUUGGAUUUCAGCUGAAGACCGUUGUAAACUGUGUAAAGAAGUUAUUCUAUCGGAUGAAGAUACAAAAUCUUGGAUUUCUGUAAGUAAAGGUGAAUCCGAAUUCAAUGAAUUCGUUGAUUUUGAUGAUGUUAGCAAAAAUCUUGCUGAAUUUCUCAAUUUUGAACUAUGUGAAUCUGAAAAAUUGCUCAAUCAUCCAUUAAAAGUCGUUUAUGUAUGUGGUUUGGAUCAUUUUAAUAAAUGUCCUUAUGUUGAAAAAUUGGCAACAGAAAAAAAUAUAGCUUGUGCUGUUACGUAUCGUCUUGGUGCUUCUGAUCAUCGGAUAAAAGCUUUAGAAGAGAAGUCUCCGAAUAUAUAUUAUAUUACAUUGGAUGAAGAACGCGAGAAACUUGUUGAUAUUAGUUCAACAGCGAUUCGACAACAAUGUUAUAAUUCAGCUAAGACAGAUCUUAUUCAAUUAACUUAUCCAUGUGUUAUUCAAUUUUUAGAAGAUAAAUAUAUUAACAAAUAA
Rotaria sp. Silwood1 is the source of this 774-nucleotide messenger RNA. The record is from the annotation of a GenBank genome assembly. Lineage: Eukaryota; Metazoa; Rotifera; Eurotatoria; Philodinida; Philodinidae.